Molecule: messenger RNA, 1533 nt
Organism: Blepharisma stoltei
Lineage: Eukaryota; Ciliophora; Heterotrichea; Heterotrichida; Blepharismidae
Source: the annotation of a GenBank genome assembly
AUGAUGCCAAGUGAUUCUCUAAGCAGUGAAAACUUUAUUGCAGAGUGCCAAGAAGCCAUAAACUCCCAUAUAAAUAGAUCGUCGCCUUUAAAGGAGCUAAAAAAAUUGCAAUUAAUAAAGCUGAAACCCUACAUUGCCAAUACAGAAAGAUUAAACAGGGACAAUAGAUAUAAAUCUCGAAAUGAUAACUCUAUCAGUGAGAGUCAAGAUAAUAUAAGAAUUCAUCGCAAAAAAGACUCCACAGACUCAUUUCGUUCUAGCUCUGUUCAAUUACUUUUCGCAAAUACUUACAGUAUGAAAACAAUUGCUUCAAGCAAAUUAGGUCCUGGGCAUUAUCAUUAUGACCUGAAUACAUUUAAUGGGCCUUCCUUUCAUUUUUCCACAAUCGCCAGGUUUUCCAAUAAUCUAACUCAAACAUUAGUUCCAAAAUUGAAUUUCAGUGAUUUAGAUAAAAACCAAGAAAUUUUAAACGAAAAUAAAGACAUGAAAAAACAUCUCCCAAGUGAAAGAAUAAGACAUUUGAGAGACAAAGCAAAAUCUGAUUCUGCAAAAAUUCUCGAAAUUAAGGAAAAAAAACAAAUGAUUUAUACAAAGAAUAAGUUAGAAAAAUUAUUGAAAUUGCAGUCAAAGGAAAGGAGAUAUGAAAUAAAGCUUAAAAAAUAUGAAAUACUCUCGAUUGCUAAAGCUUGGUCGGUGCUUUACACUAUUUUUUGGUCUGCAAAUAAUAUUCGUCGCCAAAUAAGCGAAAGAAAAGAUUUACAUAGAAGAUCGAGCAAGGUGCUUGUAUGGCUUAUGAAUUUUUGCAGAUCAAUUGGGAAGUUCAAAAUAAUUUUGGAGAAAAUAAGGAUCUCAAAAGCUUUUAAAACUUUAAAAAAACAUUUACCAAUAUUUCUAAAGUGAACAGAAAAAAUUCGAACCAAAUGGGCAGAAAUGACUGUAGAUAUAUGCGAAAGAGUUCUUGCUGAGGAGCAAAUUGCAAAACUGAUGAAAUCUUUUAUUAAUAAAGUUAUUUUUAUACAACGUACCAUGAGAUCUAUUUUUAUUCAAAGGAAAAGUGCAUUAAUAAUUAAAAGAUUGCUCUGAAAUAAAGUAGAAUACAAAAUGUAUAUUGAGAGUAGAAUAAAAAAGCGAAAAAUUCCACCAUCAGAGCUUGAAAAGCGCAUUAGUUUUGAAGCAAUUAAAGGGAGAUCAUCCGUUCCAGACUCAGUAAAAGAUUUCAAAAUUAUGAACAUACUUAAGAUGAGAAUGAAUGAGUAUAGAGAAAGGUUAAAAAUAUAUAAUGAAGAAUGCAAAUUAUUAAAGCAAGAGUUUACAAAAAAUCUGUAUAAACUAGAAGCUCAAGCAGUGCUUAACAAUGUAAAGCUUCAAGGGCCAAGUUUGCCUCCAAGACCUAAGCCAAAUUAUGUGAUAACGGAAGCUGAAUACAGAAAAAUGAUACACGAAGCCAUACAGAAACGAAAAGAAUGGGAAGCUAUAGUGAAGAAAAAGAGAAAAACGCAAAAAAUUAGUUCUAAUAAAAAAGGCCGCGGCUAA